Messenger RNA from Arctia plantaginis, 360 nucleotides. NCBI's taxonomy places the organism in Eukaryota, Metazoa, Arthropoda, Insecta, Lepidoptera, Erebidae. The record is from the annotation of a GenBank genome assembly.
AUGGAGAAUUUUAGAGACAAACAGAGUACAAGCCGUCAUGAAGCGACGCGCGAAUCAAUAAAAGACGAGCUCUUCGCAGGUGUCGAAGAUGAAUUCAAUCGUCUUGCGGAACAGCAGACAAUGCACGCUAAUAUGCUUUCAGUCACUAGCCGCGGUAUCGGGUUUGGAACUACCCAUCUUACUUAUGUUGCUACCCAGUAUUCCGACAAUAUCCGUAUACCUAACAUUUAUUCACAGUAUCGAGCUUAUCUCGCACUAUUCGAAGCGAAAGUGAUGGAUUUGAUACCACACUAUCCCAUUCUACCUAGAUUUAUGAAUGACCUUCCCCUCACUGCCACAGCGGCCAGGUCGGACUCCUAG